Molecule: messenger RNA, 2589 nt
Organism: Lytechinus variegatus (green sea urchin)
Lineage: Eukaryota; Metazoa; Echinodermata; Echinoidea; Temnopleuroida; Toxopneustidae
Exons: 3
Coding region: 317-2347 (676 amino acids)
Source: RefSeq, a predicted model, not a curated record
UAACAUUGUAUAUCCUGCAUGUACUAGUUGUCAAUCAUUUCCAGCAGGGUGUAUAUUGUACGAGAGGUCUGAUUCUUUGAGUUGUGAAGCAUUUUCAUGAAAGAUCCAGGUUUGGAGUCGAUUUCGAUUGUGUGACUUCACUUCUGACUGCGACAUUAGUCGGAGGUAACUGACUGCGACAUUAACCAGAAGUAGAGAAAUACGAAGUAGUGACAACGAGACAAAAUAUCCUUCUUACCAGAGAGCCGGCGGUAAGAAGCAGCUGUUCAAAGGCAUUCACGGUGUAAAGUGUCGAUGGUAAAAUAUCAGCCUAGUCAUGGUAGAACAACUAGAUCAAAACAGCUCGACACUAACCACUCAGGUCUUCUCUGAAGACGCUGAAAAUAUCAGUCAAGACCGUCUUUCUCUCGACCCAGAGAUUGAUCCUCAUGAUCAUCAAAUUGGACCUGAUAUAGGAACUAGAACGUCCUGUGGUGAUCGCAACCAUUGGAUUACUGAUCUAGUACCAAGGCGGAGAAUCUCUCAGGAAACUAGUGCUUACCGUGUCGUUAUGUAUGUCAUGGCAGCUACAGGACUCAUCGUCAUAUAUGUCCCGUUUCUUCCCCGGAAACAUUCUGCAAAGACAUUCUUUGCUAUGCUUUACGUUCUUCGAAAUAUAUUUAUGAAUUUAUUAGUAGUAUCUGCACUCGUAGGUAUGAUAUGGUUGACUCUGAGGGUAAAGAAAUUGCAUGAAUGGGGAUUGGUGCUGUGGCCUCAACGUUGUAAGCACUGUUUGAACAUAAUAUGUCAGAUCAAGUUCCGCGAUUCAACCGUUGCUGUCGAGAUUGAUGGCUUUUCUCAAAAACUGAUUCCUGGUUCACUGAGUGAAGAACUACUUGACAACAUUACAAGAGUCAGCAAUGUAACGCUGAACAUUUCGUAUAUAUUUUCAGGUCUGGCUCUCCUAUCCAUACCACCUAUUAUAAUGACAAAUAUCAUUUGUUUAAACCAACACUCACCACUCAACCCGACAGCCCAGACCAACAAGGAGCUGACCAUGCAGUUAUUGGUUGUUUUAAGUCAAUUUAUCUAUCUCUACAUCUUGAACUUUCACUUCAUCCCUACCUUUAAGGAUGCCCACUUUGUUCCAGUGCCCAAGAUAUGGUGGUCUUUUGUCCUCCUAAUCCAGGUUGCUAUUUGGACAUCCAUCCAGAAGCUUUUGCGACCAUUUGCAAUUCUUGCGAAUGGUGAGCACCGCACACCCUACCCUUGUCCGAUGAAUUCCACUUUAGGUGAAGUGCUUCAUGGUAUCGGUGAUAUUUCGCUAACAUUUACAGUUGAACUUCCGGUUAUGCUGGCCCUUUUGCUAAUUGAAAUGUGGUCACAGAUUCUCCCAGAGCACGUCAAAUCCCUGAUGAAAGACACAAACACAUGCCAAUCUACCAUCCAUAUUAAAUCCAUCACUCGACGUUCAAAUUGGAUCACUCUAAGAAACUUUACCAACAGAAUUCUGAACAGGAGAAAGCUUUCCAAAAACCUAUCUGAAUUAUCACCAUUAUUUAAUGAUAAUAUUGAGAUGGAGUCUGUACGUAGUGGUAAUUUAGGCAACAGAAUGUGUCAUGAUUUUACUACAAGUUACCAUUAUAACAAGACUAUGAGAAACGAAAAAGAAAAGGUAUUAUCAAUAACUCUGCUGCUAUGCGUCAUAUACUUUGGAAUAAGCAAUUACCUUCUAGCUGGAGAAAAUUACCCAAAUGGCAUCAACAUCCAAUGGAUUUUACAAAUGAUGUUUUUCACUCCAGUGUUGUUGGUAAUCAUAAAACAGGCGAAAGUAACUAAAAAGGGCAAUCGAAAUUUAUCGACCAGAUAUGAUGUACGUUCUGUCAACACCCCAUCAGAGAAAAAUAACACAAUGCUUUUAAUUUCUCUCUCUGGAGCGUGUCUGUUUGAUAUGUUUUGUUUCGUGUCAUCUUUAGGGAACCUCGUGUCAGGUCCUGGACUAUUAUCCCAUGAUGAGAUGGUUCUUAACCUGGUAAGCGUCUUCAGCUGUGUCUUCGGUCUUCUUUGUAAAUGCAUCCAAUCUACCUUUAUCUUAAAGGUAGAGCAUCAGCAACUCAACGACUACCAGGAAAUGAAAUGGACAUCCCGAUGCUUAUUGGCUGUAGGAAUGGUCAAUGCUACACAGUGGUUAUUGGAUAGUUUGUCUCAUGAAGAAGAGUGGCCUGUCUUGAGUAUGUUCUUUGAAGGAAAUGUAGGACUCGUCAUCGGGAUGAUAUUUGUACCAUUCCUUCAUUUGUACGAACUCCAUAUUGCUAUCAUGGCAUAUGAAAUCUAUCAACACAAGCGGGGAGAGAAAUUAUGCAUCUGAAUUUCAUAGUAGGGGAAGGUGGGGCAUAACGGACCCUAGGGGCAAAACGGAAUUUGCAUAAGUUAACUAAGUACGCCCUCAUAACAAAUUCUUUGCAGUAGACGACAUGGCGGCAUAACAUCAACCAUGAACUUUCAUCCAGCAACAUCUGAACACAUCCGAGUAACUCCUCUUCAAAGUUAUUUCACCCUCGUGAUCUAAGAUAAGGGGAUGAUUAUGGAGCUGUAAAUUUGUAGUUGCUG